AUGGCAACAAUGCGAUCAACCUACCACUCGGGACAUGGAGGCGAGACCUAUGGACGAGGGCGUCAGGCACCUUUGCGCAACACAGAGCUUUGCCGAUUUUUUCAAGUGGGCCGCUGCAAGCGCGGUGGCAGUUGUAACUUCGCGCAUUACCAGUCAGAGCUCCGACCGAAGCCCACCCUCCACCGCACGAAGCUCUGCGAGCUGUUUAUGAGCACAGGCACUUGCAGAUUCGGAGCAUCGUGCAAUCACGCCCAUGGUGAACAGGAAUUGCGUCAGGCCGAGGCACCCGCACCGGACUCUCAGAAGCGCAACGCGGGCGUCAAGACGCCGGCAAUGGUCACUGUGGAACCUCUUUUUCCCGACUCGCCUGCGCCCGCCACGGGACUUGUGUUGGCAGAUGCCGUUCAGGAUCCCAUGGUGCAGCCUCUCUCAUGGGAAGCUGCCGACGCCAUGUCGCCAGAUGAGAUCCCAGUGGAGGGCCAGCUGGGUCGGUCGGACAAGCUUGGCAAACGAUGCUCUAAUAUGGCGAUGAAAUUGCCACCUUCAGUGGACAUGCGGAGCAAUAGGGUCAACGUCAGCCUAUUCUUGGUGGAUGUGAACGCGCUGAAUGAGCCUGAUGGACAGAUUGUUGUGAAUGCCAUAUUCAAACUGUGGUGGAGAGACCCUAGAUGGCGUGAGGCGAUGGUGUAUUCCAUGGACAGGCACUGCAACGCAACCGGUUGUAGUGAUCAGGACAGGAUCGAUCUCGAGCAAUCGAUUGACAGCAGUCUUAGCUCCUGUUUCGGCCAAAGCUACGAAGCUUUUGUUAGCUCCGCGAAAGAUUUGGGACAGUCGCUCUCUGAGUUCUUGACGGUUGAUGAAUACAUUUGGACACCUAUUCCGGUGCAUCUUCUGUUGAAGACCUCAGCAAACCCACGAGGCAUCACCGAGUUUGAUCCGAUUGUCGCCAUGACUGUGCCAGCGACCAGCGAUUUCGAAGGACUUUGGGUGGACAACGAAAAGACAUUUUUCGACGUGACCCUGUCGUAUGAUCACUUCCCGUUUGACACGCAAUUGUUGGAACUCUGCAUACCUUUCGAGUAUUUUACGGAUCCACACUUCCAGACCACACUGACCGGGCCCUUUGGCUCCAUUUUUGCAACAGACAUUUCACGAAUCUCAACGAUGUGGGAUGGAACUUCGGUGAUCAGCCCCGUUGCUUCCAAGCGCUUUGUAGAGAGCCUCGAACGAAAAGGUUUUGAUGUGAAUUCCAUCGUCGUGCAAAAGGUGCAACGAUCCCUGGCUACUUCCUCAAUCUGCAUACAUAUUUCGAUGACCCGACGCAUCGGCAUCCUCCUUGUCCGGUUGUUUUGGCCUCUCAGCGCCUUGCUCUUCAUUCCUUUCGCUGGGUUCUUCAUUCCCAUUGACCUGGUCAUGCCGCGGGUCGCCACAGGCUUCCUAUCUUUCCUGUCCUUGCAGGUCUUCAGGACCAUGGCAUACGCCUUGAUUCCCCAGCAUACGUCGUCGCUCCUGUGGAUGGAUGUUACCAUGUUCUGUCUGACGGUGAUCCUUUUUGCGAGCGUCCUGGAGAACGUUCUGGUGCAAUUUUUGCGGUCUGCAGUAUCCUCCCGCUCUGCACACUUCCUAGACAAGAUUUCGCGGAUCAGCUUUCCCUCGGUGGCCGUGCUUGUGCUGGCUGUCCUCUUCAUCAUGGGCUGGGCGCAGGUUGAUGUUGCCUGGCUCAUGACGACCAUGCUUUGCAUCCUUUGCGGGUGGCUGGUCAGCUGCACCUGUGUGAUGGUCACGUACCUCCGUUCCUUGCACUACCGGCUCAUAGGAGUCCUGAUAAAGCAGGUCUCCUCUCGGAACUUCCGCUACCAGAAGGCAGCUGCUAUGGACCAAAGCGAGCUUGCCCUGAUCUUCCAAGCUUUUGACACGGACGGGAGCGGCGGUGUCAGCGCUGAGAAGAUCAUCGAAUGCAUGGAGGCCCGGGGCCUUCGCUUUAGGGAGAUUGCGGAUGAGCAGCACUUCAAGGCGCGGCUGAAGCAAGUCUGCCGCUCUGAAGCCCUUGACCUCUCAGAAUUCUGCUUUCGUUUCACGGAGCUUUUCAGCUAUCACCAUGAGACGCCGGCACCUGCAGAGUUGAAGGCGGCACCUGAAGAGGUGGAGGUGGCCCAGGAGGUCGGGGCAGCGCCCGAAGAAGUCGUCUGGAGGGCCAUUUGA
This is a messenger RNA of Symbiodinium natans, 2202 nucleotides long. The record is from the annotation of a GenBank genome assembly. NCBI's taxonomy places the organism in Eukaryota, Dinophyceae, Suessiales, Symbiodiniaceae.